UAUAAAGGGCGCCUGAGCGUUAGCAUUCAGUAUCGGAGCUGCUCUCAACGUUGGACUUAGGAAAGAAACGAGGGCAAAUAUCACUGACUACAAACCACGCGUUAACGCUUGAAUCCGACUCGUUUAUAUAGCAGCGGAGAUUUGCACGACAAUGACUAGGUUCCUUCUGAUCGUGGUCACGGCCGUCGGUGUGCAGUUGUAUUCGGCGGGCCUCACACACACAGGCUGUGUCUCACACUGUCACCCAAACAGCCACUGUCACUCACACUGUGACCCACACAAAAGCGCCCCACGCCAGCGACGACAGGCGUCGAAACUCCACAAUCUGCCACAGGACUUUCUCGACAAGUUAUCGGAUGCUGGAACAAACGCUCUGAAGAGCAAGUACUUGGAGGCGGCAAAACUCGUGAAGGCACAGAAGACCGCUGUCGAAGCAGAAGAGCCCAAAUGUAAAGCCGCCGCCGAGAAGGCAACGGCAGCAUUAAAAGAGAUGAAUGAUGAAUUCAUCCAGACUCAGUGUGGGCCGUGCAUACAGGAAAAGUGUUCUGCAUUCACUAAGCAAUGUGAUUUGGGCGACCUAGAUAAAUUUUCGGACAUUGGCGAUUCGUUCACUGACGUUUUUGACUUUGAUAUUGGUGACACGCUUGGAGACAUUGGCGGUGGCAUCGCUGACUUCGGCGGAGACAUAGGACGCGGGCUUGGAGAUGUUGGCAGUAACGUCGGGGAUUUCUUUGGAGGACUCUUUGGGAAACGUCGUCGUCGCAGACAAGCAACUGUACAGAACCUUCCAAGUCCAACCUGCGAUAGUGUAGCCGACAAUGAAGAAAGAAAGACAUCUUGCCUAUAUUACGCCAAUGAAUGCCCAUGUGUUUCUCCAUACACGCAGAUUGAUAUUGAAUCAGUGUGUCCAGCAUACAGUAGCGCGAAGGCCGCUUACACUGAUCUGUAUGAAAAUAACAAGUGGAUACUGAGCAUACCAACAGGACAACUGUCCAUGGUUUUCUCAUCGGCUACAGUUGAUGCUGCCAAGAAAGUACGUGAUAACGUCUACAUGACUACGUUUAACGUCGUCGUCACUACCGGUCGCUCAAGUGCCACCUUCGGAAUGGAGCUUGGUCUGACGAAGGAAACACUGCCAGCGACCCUGCCCGCGAUUCUUAUGAGAGCCAUCGACACACUUCGUACCUAGACGCCGCGGACACUCCGUACAUUGUACACGCGCACACUCCGCACGCAGUGCAUGCACGCACUCCGUACGUAGUGCAUGCACGCACUCCGUACAUUGUACACGCGCACACUCCG
Priapulus caudatus is the source of this 1302-nucleotide messenger RNA. RefSeq lists its product as uncharacterized. The transcript is spliced from 8 exons. Lineage: Eukaryota; Metazoa; Priapulida; Priapulimorpha; Priapulimorphida; Priapulidae. The coding region runs from base 152 to 1189 and encodes 345 amino acids. The record is from RefSeq and is a predicted model, not a curated record.